Messenger RNA from Zea mays, 859 nucleotides. RefSeq lists its product as uncharacterized. The coding region runs from base 72 to 611 and encodes 179 amino acids. The record is from RefSeq and is marked validated. The transcript is spliced from 6 exons. Lineage: Eukaryota; Viridiplantae; Streptophyta; Magnoliopsida; Poales; Poaceae. Gene Ontology annotation, molecular function: protein folding chaperone. Gene Ontology annotation, biological process: ribulose bisphosphate carboxylase complex assembly.
AUCCGCGCGGCGCCUAUCUGGCAUCGGUGAAGAGCGGGCGCUAGAGCAGAGUGAGCGUGCGGUUCUUGGUCAUGGAGCGCGGUGCCGUCGUCCUUCCGCUCCAGGGCGCCGGGGUUGGGCGCGUCCUCCUCCCCGUGCAAGUGCGGGUACGGUCGUUCUUGAGGAGCAGGAGGGCGACGGAGCGGCGGCGCCGGCUCGCGAGUUCCGCGGCGCCGGCGAGGUGCAGCAAGAUGUACGUUCCCGGCUUUGGGGAGGGUUCACCGGAGCGGAAGGCGGCGAUCAACCUCCAGCACUUCUUUAACUACAUCGCUGUCAGCAUUGUCCUAGCACAGCUUGAGAGUUACAAUAGGGAAGCGUACUUGGAGCUGAAGGAGUUCAUCAGCCGCACCUCCCUGAACGACGCCGAGAUUUUCUGCGAAAAGCUCAUGCGCGAGUCUCCAAGGCUCAAGGGACUAGCCUUGAGGAUUCUGGAGGUCCGAUCUGCAUAUGUGAAGAACGAGUUCGAGUGGGACAAUUUGAAGGAAUUAUCCUUCAAGAUGGUUGAUGAGGCCAACACAAAGCUCAUGAGGGAUUACGUCGUCGAGGUCAGCCACAUUGAAGACGAAAACUAAAACAUCAAGUGGUUUCUCUUUGAACUACUAUAUUUUAUAGGCGAACGAUAACAUCAAAUGCUUUCUCUUGAACCUUGCCUACAGCAUUUUAUAAGAGGCUUGCAUGUAUAUAUAGAAGAUGUAUAGGUUAUGAAGCGCACUAGCUUGAUCCUGAAACUUUGUAUGUAGCAUAGGUACUAAACAUAGUAAGCGCAUUAGCAGUGAUACACCGUAGAUGUUUAGCAUUACUUGAAUAAAACUCGGCACGC